Myotis brandtii (Brandt's bat) is the source of this 3305-nucleotide messenger RNA. RefSeq names its product inositol 1,4,5-trisphosphate receptor interacting protein-like 1 (gene ITPRIPL1). NCBI's taxonomy places the organism in Eukaryota, Metazoa, Chordata, Mammalia, Chiroptera, Vespertilionidae. The transcript is spliced from 2 exons. The record is from RefSeq and is a predicted model, not a curated record. Gene Ontology annotation, cellular component: membrane. The coding region runs from base 289 to 1947 and encodes 552 amino acids.
GAACCGCGCGCAGCACCUUGGGGUCUCUGCGGCUGGCUGCGCACAGACUCUCGGACACUCGGACAGACAUGCUGUGCUCCCCGGGAGAAGGACAUGGGGCCACUCCCGCGGGCGGACCCGGCGAGGAGCCAGGAGCCUCCACGCUGCCGGGAAGUAGGCGGGAGCGGUCAGGCCGCGCUGUCUCUUUGAGACCGUGUUCCCGCUGACACCGACGGUGAGGAACCCAGCCCCAGGUCCCGGGAAAACCCCAGAGGAUGGGCAUUUGAGUAUUCAGAUGCAGAGGCCUCCAUGGCUGUGCUAAGCCUUCUGUUCUUGGCAGUGAUGUAUGUUGUUCACCACCCCCUGAUGGUCAGUGACCGCAUGGACCUGGACACACUAGCCAGAAGUCGGCAGCUGGAGAAGCGCAUGAGUGAGGAGAUGCGCCAGUUAGAGAUAGAGUUUGAAGAGAGAAAGCGAGUCGCUGACCAGAAGCAGAAGGCAGAGAACUUCUGGAGAGGAGACACAUCCAGUGACGAGUUAGUGCUGGGAAGGAAGGACAUGGGGUGGCCGUUCCAAGACGAGGGCCAGGAGGGACCGCUGAGCUGGAUGCUGGGAAACCUGUGGAAUGCUGGCCUCUUUUGCCUUUUUCUCAUCUUCGAGCUUCUGCGACAGAACAUGCAGCACGAGCCGGCCUUUGAUUCCAGCAGUGAUGAGGAAGAGGAGGAAGUCCGGGUGGUGCCUGUCACCUCCUACAACUGGCUCACCGACUUCCCUUCGCAGGAGGCCCUGGAAUCCUUUUACAAACACUAUGUCCAGAAUGUCAUCCGUGACCUGCCCUGCACCUGUGAGUUUGUGGAGAGCUUUGUGGACGACCUCAUUGAAGCCUGUCGGGCACUCAACCGCCAGGUGGUCAGCCCCCAGGAGGCUCGCCCACAGCUGGAGGACUGCCUGGGCAUCGGGGCUGCCUUUGAGAAAUGGGGAACCCUCCAUGAGACCCAGAAAUUUGAUAUCCUGGUGCCCAUUGUUCCGCCCCAGGGCUCCACGUUUGUGCUGGAGAUGAGGGAUCCAUCCUUAGGCCGCCGCUGUGGCAGUGUGCUGGUGGAGUCAGAAUGUGUGUGCAAACGUGAGAAGCUUCUGGGUGAUGUGCUGUGCCUGGUGCAUCACCACAAGGACCACUCGGCCCUCUUGGGCAAGUGCAACAGCUCCAUCAAAGCAACCCUCUGCACCGGCUCCCACCUGGACGUGUGCAAGACCGUACAGUGGUUCCGGAACAUGGUGGGCAACGCCUGGGCCCUCGUGGCCCACAAGUAUGACUUUCAGCUCAGCCUCCCACCGUCCACCACAUCCUGCAAGCUCAGGCUGGACUAUCGCUCAGGCCGCUUUCUCUCAAUCCGCUUGGUUCUGGGGGUGCAACGGGAAGACACUUUGGUCUACCUGGUGAGUCGGGCCCCUGACCAGGAACAGCUCACUAGCGUGGACUGGCCCGAGUCCUUUGCAGCCUGUGAGCACUUGUUCCUGAAGCUGGUAGGGCGUUUUGCUCCAGAGAAUACCUGCCACCUCAAGUGCCUCCAGAUCAUUUUAAGUCUCCAGGACCUUCAGAGCUCACCCCAGGGAGCAUCCCGUCCCAUCCUUACCUCUUACCACUUCAAAACAGCCCUCAUGCACCUGUUGCUGUGGCUGCCCCUCACGGACUGGCAGCACAGCAUGCUCUCCCAGCGGCUCCAGGACAUCCUCUGGUUCUUGGGCCGUGGCCUCCAGCAAAGGUCCCUCCAUCAUUUCCUCAUUGGUAACAACUUCCUGCCCCUGACCAUCCCGAUCCCUAAGAAAUUUCGGAAUGCCGAGCCUGUCAAUCUCUUCCAACACCUGGUGCUAAACCCCAUGGCACACUCACAGGCACUGGAAGAGUUCCACAACCUUCUGACCCGAGUGAAAGCUCUGCCUUGUGCCCCAUUGGCCGGGGCACAUUAAUGUAAAGGCCAUUAAUAAAGGGGAGAAGGUAUUUGUGAUUCAGGCUGCAAAAGAGUGUAUUUUUCAGAUACAUCAGUGGCAUAUAUGACUUUACCUUGUGAGUAGGGGUUAUGAUAGAUUAAGACAUUUUAAGGAGUGUGUGAAGUGGUCACAAGAUGGGAUCCCAGUGAGUCUUCUGAGUUUUUCUUCUCCUGACUUAACUUGCAUCAUGACCCACAGAGAGACCAGGGAAACGGAUGUUGUGGGAGAAUCUUGCUGCUAAAGAGUUAGAUCCAGAGGUGGCUUGGGAAGUCGUGUUUUGUAUCAACACUGGAAGUGAAAGAAUACCUCCAUUCCAGCUUACUCCUCAUAUUUUAGGAGCUAAUUUUUCAGACUUUCACUAUUUGAAGAUACAACCAGGAUGUUUAUUUUCUGUUUUCUUAAUUUAGCCCAAUCUUUAUAUGUCAGUAUAGUUGUUUUUAACGCAUCUGAGAAAAUUCCAAUACUACCCAAAUAAUUUAUUAGCAUUGAUUCACAAAUACUAAGUCAAUAGUGACCUGUCCCAUAGUUGAGGUAAUGUGUUUACUUAAAGAGCAACAUCUGAUGACCUCCUCAAUGCCUGGACGCAACAUUAUAAAACCCUUAAUAAGGAUGAUCUUUUGGGGGCUCUGAGAUGAAUAAUUGUUGUUUCUGUAGGGAGCCACUUGUUUGGUGAAUGGAAAGAAGUCCUAGCUACCAUGUGUAGCUCUGCUUUUUCCCAGUCUGGUAAUGCCUUUGUAUUCUCUUUUCAAAGAUGAGAGGAAUUAUUUGAACUAUAUUUUCGGUUUUGCAAAACAAGGUCAUAACAAUUGACCACUGGCAGGGCUGGACUGGAAGGACUAUGAAGCAGUCCAACUCAAAUAAAGUCGAGAUUCCAGAGAUGUGAUCGAUGUAUUUUUCUGUGGGCAUCCUGAGGAGGAGUGUUAAGAAAUGUGAAAAUAGCUGUGGGUGUGGUUGUUUUGGAAAUCCAAUGCUGUACCUUCCUUGAAAGCCUGGAAGAUCUGCUCAGAGGAGGACCUGGCCCCACGUUUAACUUGACCUCGGUGGGGUUAAGAUGUUGGCCUUAUGGGCUUUGGUUGUAGAAUCCACACCCUCCACCAAGCAGAAAUAAAUUACAGGUGUCCCAGAAACUGAUGCCAGUCAAUAUUUGGGGCUCCCUCUGCUCAGUAGCUACUGUUGUCUGCUGGUAUCUGCCAGGUACUGCUUUCAGGUUAAGAUGCAGUGAUGGUUGGUUCCUUGCUGGUGGGAUUUUGAUGUUUUAAAAUAUCCAUAUGCUUUUUGUUUAGAAAAUAAUUUACUGCUGUUUCCUUCUAAAUCAAUAAAUGAGGCUAUUUUCUGUA